This is a messenger RNA of Entrophospora candida, 835 nucleotides long. Lineage: Eukaryota; Fungi; Glomeromycota; Glomeromycetes; Entrophosporales; Entrophosporaceae. The record is from the annotation of a GenBank genome assembly.
AUGUACAGAGUAAAUGAAAAUGAUAGACAAAAAGCACACGAGCUUAUACAGUCACUUUAUGGAAAUAAAAAAAAGGAUGUUUCAAGUACUGGAAAAACUCGAGGCGCAAAAAGAACAGAAUAUCUGCAUAAAUCAGGAAUCACUGUAUCUUCAUGGAAAAUUAAGGAAGGGGAUUAUAAAAAAAGUCAUGUUCUUACUAUGGCCAGAGGACUAUUUACUAGAAAAGCUGAAGAUGAAAGAUAUGAAAUUGUUAUUCGUGGUUAUAAUAAAUUUUUUAACGUUGGUGAAGUGAAAACGUGGAAAGACCUAAUGUCACAUACUGAAAGUCCUUAUGAACUCACAGUUAAGGAAAAUGGGUGUGUUAUAUUCAUUGGAGGGCUUCCUGGUGGUCAUCUUAUUGUAACUAGUAAACAUUCAACAGGAGAAAGACAAGGAGUCAUUGCUCAUGCAGUCAAAGGCACAGAAUGGGUGGAAAGACAUCUUGCUAGCACAAAAAAAUCACCAAAUGAUCUUGCAAAUUUUUUGUAUAAAAAUAAAUUGACGGCAGUAGCAGAGCUUUGUGAUGAUAGUUUUGAGGAACAUGUAUUACCGUAUCCUUCCGAGAUAAGUGGUCUUUAUCUUCAUGGAAUGAAUUAUAAUGUAAUUGAUUUGAAAACAUGGCCAAGUGAAAAGGUUCAAGAAUUUGCUAGAGAAUGGGGAUUCAUACCAACACAAUAUAUUAUGAAAAAAUCAAUUGAUGAAGUUAAGGAGUUUACAGAUAAAAUUGGAAAAAAUGGGCAUUAUGAUGGAAGAGCAGUUGAAGGAUUUGUAAUUAGAACUAAAGAUAGAUCAACUG